Messenger RNA from Homo sapiens (human), 17183 nucleotides. RefSeq names its product NIMA related kinase 10 (gene NEK10). Gene Ontology annotation, molecular function: ATP binding; protein kinase activity; protein serine kinase activity. Gene Ontology annotation, cellular component: extracellular region. NCBI's taxonomy places the organism in Eukaryota, Metazoa, Chordata, Mammalia, Primates, Hominidae. The record is from RefSeq and is a predicted model, not a curated record. The coding region runs from base 197 to 2338 and encodes 713 amino acids. The transcript is spliced from 23 exons.
GGCCGCGGUGUCCCUGAGGUUGAGGGGACCGGGAAUAGGCUGGGGGGAGGACGGGACGGGCUGAGACUGGACGGGACCCCCGGUCUGCAGCAGCAGGUGACAGCAGCAGGGACAAUGAUAAGGAGAUUGGCCUGAAGGAGGGACCGUCCCUCCCGCGCGGAAUGCGAUGUUAAUUCUGGGGCAUUGAUGUUUUACAAUGCCUGAUCAAGAUAAAAAGGUGAAGACCACAGAAAAAUCAACUGAUAAACAGCAAGAAAUCACCAUCAGGGACUAUUCAGAUCUUAAAAGACUUCGGUGCCUUUUGAACGUCCAAUCAAGCAAACAACAGCUUCCAGCCAUUAACUUCGAUAGUGCCCAAAAUAGCAUGACGAAGUCUGAGCCCGCCAUCAGGGCGGGUGGACACAGAGCUCGGGGUCAGUGGCAUGAAUCCACAGAAGCUGUUGAACUUGAAAAUUUUAGUAUAAACUACAAGAAUGAGAGAAAUUUCAGCAAACAUCCUCAGCGUAAACUAUUUCAGGAGAUCUUUACCGCCUUGGUGAAAAAUAGACUCAUAAGCAGAGAGUGGGUUAAUCGAGCCCCAUCUAUUCAUUUUCUGAGAGUGUUAAUCUGUCUGAGGCUACUAAUGAGGGAUCCAUGUUAUCAGGAAAUACUCCAUAGCUUGGGUGGGAUUGAAAACCUAGCUCAGUAUAUGGAGAUUGUAGCCAAUGAGUACCUCGGCUAUGGAGAAGAGCAGCACACUGUGGACAAGCUGGUCAACAUGACAUAUAUUUUUCAAAAACUUGCUGCAGUCAAAGAUCAAAGAGAAUGGGUCACCACAAGUGGAGCCCACAAGACAUUAGUAAAUUUACUUGGUGCCCGAGAUACUAAUGUUCUAUUGGGUUCCCUUCUGGCUCUGGCUAGUUUAGCAGAAAGUCAAGAAUGUAGGGAGAAGAUAAGUGAACUCAACAUUGUAGAAAAUCUGUUGAUGAUUUUACAUGAAUAUGACUUGCUUUCUAAAAGACUAACAGCGGAGUUGCUGCGCCUACUUUGUGCAGAGCCCCAGGUGAAAGAGCAGGUGAAGCUCUAUGAGGGGAUACCGGUCCUCCUCAGUCUGCUCCACUCUGACCACUUGAAGCUCCUCUGGAGCAUUGUCUGGAUUCUGGUACAGGUUUGUGAGGACCCUGAGACCAGCGUGGAAAUUCGCAUUUGGGGAGGCAUCAAACAGCUUCUUCAUAUUUUACAAGGAGACAGAAAUUUUGUUUCUGAUCACUCCUCCAUUGGAAGCCUGUCCAGUGCAAAUGCUGCAGGCCGAAUCCAGCAGCUUCAUUUAUCAGAAGACUUGAGCCCUAGGGAAAUACAAGAAAAUACUUUCUCACUUCAAGCAGCCUGCUGUGCUGCCCUCACUGAGCUGGUGCUCAAUGACACCAAUGCCCACCAGGUGGUUCAGGAAAAUGGUGUAUAUACAAUAGCAAAAUUAAUUUUACCAAAUAAGCAAAAGAAUGCAGCAAAAAGUAAUCUAUUACAGUGUUAUGCUUUCAGAGCCUUGAGAUUUCUCUUCAGUAUGGAAAGAAACAGACCACUCUUUAAAAGACUUUUCCCCACAGACUUGUUUGAGAUCUUCAUUGACAUAGGGCAUUAUGUACGUGAUAUCAGUGCUUAUGAAGAAUUGGUAUCCAAGCUGAAUUUAUUAGUGGAGGAUGAACUGAAGCAAAUUGCUGAAAAUAUUGAAAGCAUUAAUCAGAACAAAGCUCCUUUGAAAUAUAUAGGCAACUAUGCAAUUUUGGAUCAUCUUGGAAGUGGAGCUUUUGGCUGUGUUUACAAGGUUAGAAAGCAUAGUGGUCAAAAUCUUUUAGCAAUGAAAGAGGUCAAUUUACAUAACCCAGCAUUUGGAAAGGAUAAGAAAGAUCGAGACAGCAGCGUAAGGAAUAUUGUUUCUGAAUUAACAAUAAUUAAAGAGCAGCUUUAUCAUCCCAACAUUGUACGUUAUUACAAAACAUUUCUGGAAAAUGAUAGGUUGUACAUAGUUAUGGAGCUGAUAGAAGGAGCCCCGCUUGGAGAGCAUUUCAGUUCUUUGAAGGAAAAACAUCACCAUUUUACUGAAGAAAGACUAUGGAAAAUAUUUAUACAGCUGUGCUUAGCUCUUCGAUACUUACACAAGGAGAAGAGGAUUGUCCAUAGAGAUCUGACACCAAACAACAUUAUGUUGGGGGAUAAGGACAAAGUAACCGUUACCUUUGAAACCAUCCAAGGAAACAGACCCCGAUUCAGUGGUACAUGGGGUGAGACACAGUCAACAUUUGCCCUAAAUACUGUCACUUGCCAAAUAAGGUCCAUAUUGUGCCAUCACAUUACAAAAUGACUCUUGAGGGAAUUUGGUAAAACUGAACUUACCCUUGAACCCACCAUUCCAGAUUUCUUGACCUUUUCAAAAACCCUUAUUUUAAUGUAAACCUUCCAUGUCCGCUUGCCUCCUCUGCUUUCAAAUAAAAAAGGAAAAGAAAAAACAAAACUCAUUUAAUUAUAGUUAAUAGAUUUCAGGCAUGGACUUUAGUACAUGACACAGAAGGUCACAUGUUCAUCUUGCAAACAAACAGGCUAUGUGAAUUUCUGUUUCUCAAGUGAUAUUUGGCACCUGCUCUGAUGAUAACAACAAGAAAAAACCUGAUUCAGUGUAAAGUUUAUCAAAGGCUCCAAGGCUCUUCAAAUGUUAUCACAGGUCAGGCAUUGCUGGGAUAGAUAUAAGAUGAAAAGCCAUGGUUUCUGCUCCCUGAGCUCACAGUCCUAUGGGGAAAACGUCUGUUAUUCACUCAGCAAUUACCUUCCUAGCUGACACAUCCUACAAGUGAGCACAGCAAGCAUGAAGGACAUAACCCCUGUCUUAAUGAAGCUUAUAAUUCUGUUACAGAGUGAUGAAGGCUAGAAUGUAUAUGCAAAAUACUGUAACAUGUAAUAAGUAACCUGAAAUUCUCAACAGCUUAAAACAGUGGCAAAAUACAGCCUAAAACAGUGGCAAAAUACAGCCUGUGGGACAAAUCAAGUUGUGACCUAUUAUUAUAUGUCCUGUGAGUUAAGACUGGUUUUUAUAUUUUUAAAUGCUUGUUGAAAAAGGAAGAAUACAUGACAAAGACCAUAUUUGUUCCAUUUAGGCAAAGCCUAAAAUGUUUACUAUCUGGUCUUUACAGAAAAUUUUGUCUGCCUCUGACUUAACAAGACUCCUAUCCUGCUAAUGCUACAUGUCCAUUAUGUGUCAAUAAGGGAGCUUCCUCUGUACUUGCUUCUACAUCCCAGAGGCAGGAAAGACAGAACAUGGGAAACCAUGCCGUGGCUCUUAAAACUUCUGUCCCAAAGUAACACAUGUUACUUCUACUCAGAUUUCAUUGGUCAAAGAAAGUCAGGUGUAGCAGGAUGUGGAUGCAUUCCUCCUCCGAGAGAAUAUGAGUGAAUAGUUAUAUAGUCUAUCACAGCUAUAUAAGCACUGGGGAAAAUGUGACUAACUGUGCCUUAGGGAUCUUUUGGUGCAGAGUUAAGCAGGAAGGGUAAGAGCAGUUAAUGCAGAGGCAUAGCACAUGCAGAGGAUAGAGACAUGAAGGAGUAUAGUGUGUCUAGGAACUAUCAAGGUGUUUGAUGUGGCAAGAGAUGAAGGAGCCUUGGUGGGUGGGGAGCUUGGUCAAAGACUUAUCCUCAGAGAUUUUUCAGACUAGAAAUUAUAUGAUCAGAUCUGGGAGGUAGAAGGAUUAUUAAAAUGGCAGGUGAGGGAGCAUGCUGGGGAAAGACUGGACCCAGAUACUCAGUUUAGGACAUGUAUCAGUUAGGAUAUGUUCAGGUGCAAAAAGCCAGACUAACGAUGGCUUAAACCAUGAGGAUAUUUAGUUAUCUCACAACAAGGGGUCUGAGAGUGAGUAGUUCCAGGGUGGGUUCAGCAGCUUAGGGUGAUCUAGGCCUUUCUGUCCUUUCUUUCCAGUAUCCCCAGCAGAUUGACUUCUCCAUAUGUUUGUCAUCUCAUAGUCACAGGAUGGUUGCCAGAGCUCCAGACAUUAUUACCAAAUUCAAAGAUGGGAGGCAAGGUGGCUGCUUGGGUAAAAUCUAGAAAAAAAAAUUGUCUUCUCCAAAUGCUGUCUCAUCUGCUUUUACUGUUAAAGAAAAUCUUCCAAAGAAGGUCUCCAUUAGCCUUCUUAUAUUGUGUUGACUGAAACCAAGUCAUGUGACUACUCCUCAUUGUAAGAGAGACUGUUGAGGUGAGCUUCCAGCCUCUAUAGUUGGAGAUGAGAAAGGGAGAGGAUUUGGUUGAUGGUUUUUGGAGAGCUGGCCCACAAUGUUUGCCACUGAAGGCUCUUGCACUUUUGUCCAGGAAAGUCAUGAUGUGGGUUUUUCCAAUGACAGAAGGAGAAGAGAAUGUGAAAAAGGGGCUCAAUUCAGCAGUUAUUUGGGACCUAGAAUUAAAAAGAUUUGUCGGCCAGUUAAUGAGAUGUGAGGUAUGAGAACAGUUGAGAAAGAGGCUGAGUUUGUGAAGAUUGCUCUGCCAUUGGCAGAGAUUUAGGUGUAAGGUUUUGGACAUGCUUAGUUAAAAUCUAAUUAUGCUCUUCUUCUGGUUAAAAUCCUUCAAGUAAUUGCCUAUAAUAUUUAAGAUAAAGUUUAGUUUCCUUAUGGCACCCAAAGCCCUUUCUUCGUAAUCUCCUCCUUGCUCCUUGCUCUGACCUCCUGGGACAGAUUGCACUUUCCUGAACAGGAUGUGGCUGUAUGCCUCUGGGACUUCUAACAUGCCAUCCCUCUGCCUGGAAUGCUCUUCCUCCCUUCUGCCACUCAGGUCAAAUGCGCUUCCUCCAGGGGGCAUCUUUGACAUCCACAUCUGAUAUGUCCAGUUUCUGGGACCCCUUAGUACACUGGGCUUGCCUGUCUCAUAGCACAUGGCACAAAGUAUUGAAAACACUGGCUUAUUGCCAUCUUCUCCUUGAGGUGAGAGAAAUGAACUUUCUUGACCUUCUUUCUCUGAUAGCACUUAAUAUUUUUAUUCACCAAAUGAAUAGAAGAAUGAAUGAAUUAAUGAGCAAAUGAACAAAAACACAUCCAGGUGGAAAUAUUCAGAAGCCAUUUUACAAAUAGGGAGCAGAGAUUGAGGUGAUACCUGGGUUUGAGAUCUCCUUCUGAUAGCCAAGAUUGUCUAGAAAGAGUGCUUAAAACAAGAGGAGUUGAAUAUUAAUGUAGAAAUUGCAUGCGCACAUGGGCAAAGGUCCAAGCAGUUCCCACUGUCAUCUUAGCAAACAGUAACUCAAAGAAAAAAUUUUACUUUCUUGAAUGCCACCAAAGUUUCAGACAUUGAAUUGGACCUACCCUGUAUUGCCAGAAUCUUCAGUAUUUUAAAUUUUUCAGAGGAUUAGAGGACUUUUAAUUGUUAUUGGUUGGCUAAACUGUGGCUGAGAAAUUUGUGUCAUUAUAUAAAAAAAAGAGUUAGUAUUGCAUUUCUGAUAGGGAACUCAAAGUCCUUAUGUGCACAUUACUCAUAUACUUACAAAACCUCCUGGUCAAAUACAUAUAUGAUGGACUCUAUUCAUGGUUUUUGUAGGUCUGUCGACAUGCCUUGCUUUGAACUUGUUCUGUGGUUUACUUCCCGUUAACCGGAUAUAGUGUCUAUAGAGUUUGAGCUGACACGACUUGAGUACUCUUAAAAGACUACAGAAUAUUGAGCCACUUGUGUUAAAUACCCUCAUAGCAACUGUUGUAAGAAGGAUCACCAUGGAAUUUUUCUCAGUCAACAGAUUGGCCUCAUGUUAGUAAGAAAGUAAGAAUAUUUUUGUCAAGUUAUCACAGUUGCCUUGUAUUGCCAUUGGGUCUCAUAACAUAAAAAGGAAAUGUCAAAGGAAAUUCAGUCAAAUCCAAUUUCUGAAGUACUUUAAAGAUUCUUACACCUUUGGUGGGUCAUUCUGCAUUUCUCAGAUUCUAUAUUUUUAAGUUGGCUACAAGAAAAAGAUAAGAAUGGGAAUUCGACAAAGUUAGAGCCAGAUGGGGUUAGUUUCCAACCCUGACAAUUGUUAUCCUUUUCUGAUGAGACAGUGAACUGGGUGAGCACAGAAGGAGACACCAAAUUUUUAUGACCUUAGGUGAAAGUUGGAAAUAGUAACCUCAUAAUUGAGGUUUAUAAGGCCAAAUAAAAACACCGAAGACUAAGGUUAAUACAGUAGAGUUCAUUUUAGUGUGUAUUUGGGAUAUGAUUUGGUUCUCUGAGAGCUUUUAACUGAAGGGGGUGGAAUCUGAUGUGUGAUGUCGUCUGGAUGAGUUGUUUUCACUCUGUGAGUUUUCCCAAAGUGUGUUUUCUGAAGAAACAUAGUGAGUAGGCAGUAGUACCUAUUUUUGUAGAGACUAAUUCAGUGGUACAGAGUACUAUGCUUCUGAUUAUGUCAUCAGCAUUUCCAGCCAGCUAAGUCUACUAAAGCCAUUGGAGCUUCAGAGGUACUGCCCUGAUCUCCAUCCUAGGCCUUUUAAGAACUAGUAUCAUGCCACACACAGUAUGUGUGUGUGUGCAUGUGUGUGUGUGUAUGCCUGCAUGUGUGCGCAUAUGUGAAAAAAAGAGAGUGCACCCCUGACUUCCCAUCCUUAUAGGAGUCUGGCCCUUGGCACUUUUAUGUAAUGUUAGAGCUAUAUGUACAGAGCUCCAUUAUUCCAACUGAAUAACCAGAAACAAACCCCAUUCUGAAGAAUGAUUUUAGAAGAGCCCUCUGUGGUUUACUUCCCAUUAACCCCAGAUACAGUGUCUAUUUGAGUCUGAGCUAAGGACAUUAGUUUUCCCAAGGAUCCAGUCUGUUGAUACACAUCUUAGAGCUAGGUAAUGUUUAUGUACCACAGAUAUGGAGUUACCUAGAAUUCAGAAAGCAUUCUUUUAUCAAGUGUUGAAUUUUUCAUCAUGAAGCUCUGUGUCAUCAUAACUCCAUCAAUAAAAUCAAGCAAAUAAUGAUGCUGUUGAGAAACAGAAGUUCCUUCCCUCUCCCUCAUCCCUGGUGGAGUCUGCACUGGAGAAGGAAGCUUUGGAGAAGUGGAAAGUGGCAUGGUACAGGGGUCCCUGGCACACCAACACCAAACACCUGCCGCCUACUCUUUGUUUAGGAAUAUCUACUUUAGACUUAAUUAGCAUGCCAUUUGUUGAAUUAGAAAUAAUUUUAAUAUUAAUAGUAGUUGGACUUCAUUUAGCUGAAGGUCAGGAAGCAGUUUGAGGGGCAGAGAUUAGAAUCUGAAUGACCUUCAGAGGAGGAAGUGUCAGUGAGACAGGGGUUCGUUGAGGGAAAACUCUGAGCAUUAUCCUGGGAAACUCCUUCCCGUCCCUCACUGACUCCUGCACUGAGAGGAUGUUACUGAUGGUCCUGUUGCUGUGGACAUUGUAGGUUAGCCAUUCCAUUUACUGAGGCAGCAGGAAAGAGUAGAGUGGUAAAUGAGCUGGAGAUCUUUAUUCUGGCCUGUUUCACAGUUGUGCUCAAGUAGACUCCUCUGUCAUUGCCUAGUAUUAUAGAGGUUUCAAAUAAUCAUUUCCCGAAAUUGUCAGGUCAUUAAUUAUUUUCAUUUUACUCAGGGAAGACAUCUUUAAGAUGAUAAAAAUUUUUAGCUAUGCUUUGAAGAAAAGGAACAACCACCCAUAGCUACAUCCCUUGAGCAUUUACUAUGUGAUAAAAGGAUAGAUAUGCAUUUUCUCAUUCAAUACUCUGAUGCCUUUUAAAGAUAGUGAAAAAGGUUUAGAGAGUUUAGAAAACUUGCUUAAAUUCCCUGUUUGUAGAUUGACAGUGUCAGCAAUGAACCAUGUCUACUUCUAGAGGUCAUCUCUUAACCAAGUCUCUCUCUACUAUUCUCUCAGAGGAAGCCAUUUCAGGUAACGAAAAAGACAUGUUUGAAAGGCACCAAGAUGCUUAUGGUCAAGUGCUGUACAAGGAUGAGUAGUUUGUUGGAGGGGACAUUUUAAUUUGGGCAAUUAUGAGAGAGGUCAGUCACCUGAACAUGGCUGCAGGGUCUUGCAUAGCCUGUCAAUAACCCCCAUUUGGCCACGCAGUUCCUCAGUAGACCAUUUUCCCUUGACCAUAGGGCCUUUGAGCAUGCCAUUUCCUCUGCCUGGAAGUCUCUUCUUCACUUUCUCCUCUUACCUAGAUAAUGUCUGCCUUCCUUCAGAUGUUAACCCAGUCACCAUUUGUCACAGAGGCUUUUCCCAAUCAGCUGUUUUCCUUAUAAUACCCUCUCUUAACCCCAUAUAUGGGGGAAGGUUAGGAAGCAGUUGGGGGGCAGAGAUUAGAAUCUGAGUGACCUUCAGAGAAGGAAGUGUCAGUGGGACAGGGAUUUGUUGAAGGUCAGUCUUCUUUAAUGAUCUUAUCACAACUGUAAGUUUACAUUUAUAUGUGUGAUUCUUUAUUUAAUGUGUAUCUACACCACUGGUCCCUAAAGUCUGUGUCAUCAUGGAUGGUUUUUGACCUGGUUAUCAUCUUAUCUUGAGUACCUGGUUCAGCACCUAGAACAUAUGCUCUUAGUGUUGGACAAAUGAGUAAAUGGACAAUCAUGAAGUCCAGAUAAGGCAGCUGGAAACUUUGUAAAAAAUAGCAAUCGGAAGACCUUCUGGUACAUAAGUGGGGGCCUGAUGUGAUGAAGGCAGGUGUUGGUAGAUUGUUUCGUUGUCAAAUACCCUGUAGGAUGGAUUAAAAGGAAAAGCUUUCUAAAGAAGUGCAUCCCCUUUUUUGCAGGAAGAGUGAGAGCCUAAGCUCCUGGCACAUUUAAACUAUAAUCAGACAAAUCAAAAGAAAGAUGCAGAUACAAGAGCUGGUGAGGGGUUGAAUAUAGCAGCAAGUGAGAAAAGGCAAAGAUUUCAAGCCCAGGAAAUGGGGAAGAUGAGAUGCCAUCUGGUUGACUGGGAUAUCCCUGAUGACUGAAUGAUGAGCCCAGUCUUGGGUGGGAAGUGGCAGGUGCUUUAUAGGGCUGGAGGUGAAACCCCAGACAAAGGCUGGGACUUUACAGCUGAAUUUGGAAGUCACUGACACAUAUGUGAUGGGUGAAAGGUUGUGAACAGCUGGGUUCCCUGUGGAUAGGGUUGGGAAUACCUUGCAUCUAUACAGUAUUUCAAACUGCUUUUCACCUAUUGUCAUGCUGUUGUUGAAACAAUCCUUUGCAAACAGUAAGGUAAGUUUUAUAGGCCAUUUUUGAAAACCAGAGAGCAAGAAUCUAGGGACUCAGCCAAAGCACACACAACUUUUCCAUCUGAAGGCUGGUAAUUGUAGGGCUAUAGUGUAAACAUGCUAUAGAAUUUAACAUUUUCUGUAUCAUUUGUCCUGUCAAAGGGGAGAAUUUCUUUGGAUCCUAUUUUUUUUUCAUAAUGUGCUGUAUGCAAAAUGUUUUCUAUUGUCAUUUUGAAUACCUGUAAUGGCACAUGAAUGCUUUUAUGAGUACAAUUUCUGAAAUAAAACAUUUUCUUCUUCUCCAAAUAUGAUCACAAAUGAGGAAAGAGUAAUAGAAACAUUUCUGUUACCACCCAGGUCUCCCAAAUGUCCAAACAAUAUUAGUUUUUGCUCAUUUUAAGAAUACCUCUCAACUCUCUGUGUUUUUAUGGAUAUCUGUCCAAGUGUCUGCUAUUAUCUAAAUUAACUGGAGUGAAUAAAAUCAUUGUAAUGCUCCUCAGUUUUUGCCUUUCAAAAUAAAUGGCAUUUUAGUAAGAAUAAGAUGACUCUUACAUAGCAUUAGAAAGAAAAGCCAAAGCAUUAUUUUUGGUUAUAAGUUGGUCAAGAAUUGUAUGCUAAAAUUAUAGUGGGCUCCCUAAAAAUAUUGAAGUUGUGAAUAUUGAAUACUUUUUUUUUUCUGUAUAGUGAUUGCUUAAUUUUAACUAAUUUUCUCCAGUACAUAAAAGGGGAAAGAUAGCAAGCCAUCUAGUUUGUGAAUAGUUGUUAACACCACCUUAUACGAUUUAGUCUUCUAAUAUGUCCUAUAUGUGAAUAGUACUAUUAGGUGGAGAGGUUAGACAGAUAGAUAGGUAGAUAGAUAGAUAGAUAGAUAGAUAGAUAGAUAGAUAGAUAGAUAGAAGAUAGAUAGAUGGAUGGAAAGAUAGAUGGAUAUACAUAUAGUUAUGCCUAUAUAUGUACAUAUACAUGUAUUAAAAGAUAUGUAUCCAUCAGUCUACAGGGAUAAGCAAUACAAAGUCCUCUCAUGGAUCUUUCAUACUAGUUAGAAAUGACAGACCCUAAAUGAAUGAAAAAAUACUAAAUAAAUACAUAAAGUAAUUUCAGAUAAUGAAAUAUGUUAAGAAUUAAAUAAAUGUAAUAGAAGAAUAUUGAAGGAGAGGACUUUUUUUUUAUAGUGUGUACUAGAAAAGUCAUUCUGAACGCCCAGAUCAUGUAUGGUCGUGUAGACCUUGUAGUAGUUUGGCUUUUAUUCUUAGUAUUUAUCAAACGUCUUUGUAGAGUUUUAACCUUGUAAGUAGUGACAAAUGAGUAAAUGGACACUCGUGAUGGCAACUUUAGAUAUUUAAAAGAUCCUUUUGGACCUGAAGUGGAGAAUUAUAUUUCAUGAGGAGAGAUGGAGGGAGGGAGUCUGUUCGGGAGGAAUAGCUCAGUAGCCUCAGUGAGACGUCACAGUAGCAUGGACGGAUGAUGGCAGUUGUAUUCAUUAUCCAUUGCUGGGUAACACAUUCCCCAGAAAUUUGGAGGGUUAAAAUAACAAAUAUUUAUUUUCUUAUCAUUUCUGAGGGUCAGGAGUCCAGGAGCAGUUUAUCUGGGUGAUUCUGACUUAGGGUUUCUCAUGAGGCUGUAGUCAAACUGUCAGCCAGGGAUGCAUCAUCUGAAGCCUGGACUGGGGCUGGAGGGUCAGCUUCCAAGAAGGCUCAAUACCAUGGCUGGCAAUGGGUUCUGGGUUUUGACUGGAGUGAGUGCCUCAUUUCUCUUCCAUUUGGCCUUUUAUCCUUGAGGGCUGCUCUUCUCUAUAUAACCUCUUCAGCAGAAUAACCUUUACUAUUCUACAUGGUUGCUGGGUUCUGAGAGAGAGUCAGUGAGCAAGAGAGAGCACAACACAAUUGGAAGCUGUAGUUUCUUUAUAACCGAACCUUGGAAGUAACAUCUCAUCCGUUCUGCUAUAUUCAGUUCAUUAGCCAUGAGUUACCAAGUCUCAUCCACACAUAAGAGAAGGACAAUUAAGAUUCACCUCCUGAAGGGAGGAAUGUUAAAGAACUGGUGAACAUUUUUCAAAACUACAACUUCAGUGGAGGUGAUGAGAGGUGGCCUAAUUCACUAUAUAUAUAAACUUUUUGUAGAAACAAUAGGAUUUUGCUGUGGUAAAGGAAAGUGAGGAACUAUAUCAGUCAGGACUCAUUCAUGAGACAGGAACAACCGAGUAAUUUUAACAGGACAAGUUUCAUGUAUUAAAAUGAUUUUUAACUAGUACUAAGAUUAACUACAAAGAGUUAAAGAUAACCCAAUAAAGAACACAGGAAUAGCAUAUACAGGUAUACCUUGGAGAUACUGUGGACUUUGUUCCAGAACACCACAAUACAGCAAAUAUUGCAAUAAAGCAAGUCAUAUAAACUUUUUGGUUUUUCAGUUUGUACACGUUGUGUUCACAUUAUGUUAUAGUCUAUUUGUGUGCAAUAGUCUAUUUGUGUGUAUUAUGUCUAAAAAGCAAUUUAGGCACAUACCUCAAUUAAAACAUAAUUCGUUGCUAAAAAGUGCUAACAAUCAUCUGAGCCUUCAGCAAGUCAUAAUCUUUUUGCUGGUGGAGGGUCAUGACUUGAUGCUGCUUACUGAUCAGGGUGGUGGUUGCUCAAGUUUGGUGUGGCUGUGGCAAUUUAAUAAAAUGAGACAACAGUGAAGUUUGCUGCAGAGAUUGUCUCUUCUUUUCACAAAAUAAAUGUCUGUAGCAUGAAAUGCUGUUUGAUAGCAUUUUACCCACAGUAAAGCUUCUUUCAAAAUUGGAGUCAAUCCUCUCAAACCCUGCUGCCUCCAUGUCAAUUAAAUUUAUGGAAUAUUCUAAAUCUUUUCUUGUCAUUUUAACAACGUUCACAGCAUCUUUCCCAGGAGUGGAUUCCAUUCCAAGAAACCUGUUUCUUUGCUCAUCCAGAAGAAGCAACUCUUCAUCCGUUCAAGUUUUAUUGUGAGAUUGCAAUGAUUCAGUCACAUCUUCAGGCUCCGAUUCUAAUUCUAGUUCUCUUGUUAUUUCCACCACAUCUGCAGUGAGUUUCUUCACUGAAAUCUUGAACCCUUCAAAGUCAUCCAUAAGGGUUGUAAUCAACUUCUUCCAAACUCCUGUUAAUGUUGAUAUUUUGACCUCUUCCCAUGAAUCAUGAAUGUACUUAAUGAUAUCUAGAAUGGUGAAUCUUUUCCAGGAGGUAAACGUUGCCCAGAUCCAUUAGAGGAGUCACUAUCUAUGGCAGCUAUAGCCUUAUGAAAUGUAUCUCUGAAUUAGUAAAAGUAGAAAUGACUCCUUGAUCUAUGGACUACAGAAUGGAUAUUGUGUUAGCAGACAUGAAAAUAACAUUAAUCUUUUUUUACAUAUCCACCAGAGCUCUUGAGUGAUGAGGUGUAUUGUCAACAAACACUAAUAUUUUGAAAGGAAUUUUUUACUAAGCAGUAGUUCUUAACAAUGGGCUUAAAAUAUUCAGUAAACCAUGCUGCAAAUAGAAGGACUGUCAUUCAGACUUUGUUGUUCCACUUAUAGACAACAAGCAGAGUAUAUGUAGCAACAUUCUUAAGGGCCCUAGGAUUUUCAGAAUGGUCAAUAAGCAUUGGCUUCAACUUAAUUACCAGCUGCAUUAGUCCUUAAUAAGAGAGCCAGCCUGUUCUUUGAAGCUUUGAAGCCAGGCAUUGACUUCUCCUCCCUAACUAUGAAAGUCCUAGAUGGCAUCUUCUUUCAGUAGAAGGGAAUUUUGUCUACAUUGGAUAUCUAUUCCUUAGUGUAGCUACCUUCAUCAACUGUCUUAGCCAGAUCUGGAUAACUUGCCAUAGCUUCUAUAUCAGAAUUGGCUACUUCACCUUGCACUUUUAUGUUAUGGAAAUGUCUUCUUCCUUAAACCUCGUGAACCAACCUCUGCUAGCUUCCAGACUUUCUUCUGCAGCUUUCUCACCUCUCUCAGUCUUCACAGAAUUGAAGAGAGUUAGGGCCUUGCUCCAGAUUGGGCAUUGGCUUAAGGGAAUGUGUUGGUUUGACCUUCUGUCCAGAUCACUUAAACUUUCUCUUUAUCAGCAAUAAGGCUGUUUUACUUUCUUAUCAUUUGUGUGUUCAGAAGUGCCACUCCACUGAGUAGCACUUUUAAUUUCCUUCCAGAGCUUUUCCAUUACAACAUGGCUGUUUGAUGCCAGAGGCCUAACUUUCAGCCUGUCUCAGCUUUGGACAUGCCUUUCUCACUAAGCUUCAUCAUUUCUAGCUUUUGAUCAAAAGUCAGAGAUGUAUGACUAUUCCUUUCACUUGAAUGAUUGGAGGCCAAUGUAUGGUUAUUAACUGGCCUAAUUUCAAUAUUAUUGUGUCUAGGGGGAUAAGGAGGCUCAUAGAGAGUGAGAGCUGGGGGAACAGCCAGUCAAUGUAGCAGUCAGGAUGCACACAAUGUUUAGCAAUUAAGUUUGCCGUCUUAUAUGCGCAUGGUUUGUAGUGUCCCAAAACAAUGACAAUAGUAACAUCAAAGAUCACUAAUCACAGAUAACCAUAACAGAUAUAAUAAUAAUAAAGUUUGAAAUAUUAUGAGAAUUACCAAAAUGUGAGAGACAUAUAAAGUGAGCAGAUGCUGUUGAAAAAAUGGUGCUCAUAGGCUUGCUGGAUACAGGGUUGCCACAAACCUUCAAUUUGUAAAAAAGAAUGCAAUAUUUGCAAAGUACAAUAAAGUGAAGCACAAUAAAAUGAGGUAUACAUAUAUAAGCAGCUACUACCUCUAGGGCUGAGGCAAACUAUACAAAGAAGGAGCAAAUUUUAAGACAGCCCCUCUCCUCAAGGGCUGAGAUCCAGACUUUGUUGGAGAGGGUAUGACUAUAGCCCACAGAUGGCAGAAAUUGCAUUGAAAUGCUGCAGGAUAAAGCUGUCAAACAGAAAGCUGCCCCUGGAAUGAUGACCAUGUUUUUCAGGAAGCCAUUUUCUGGGGUAUGAGUAGAACUCAGUAGGAAGCUGUUGGCUUGGGUGCUCCUGAGACUAACUAGACUGAGCCUGGCUAGAAUGCCGGUAGAAGUUACUGGGAAUCUACCUGUGGAGGUGUUGUGAAAACAGCUGAGAUGCCAGCAGAAUUUCAUGGUAUGUUGUCUGCUGGGGUGCUUGCAAAACUUGCCAGGAAGCUGGAUAUAGUGCCAGUGGAACUGUCUACGAAGCUGCCUCUAGGGGAAGUGAGCACCACUAAGCAUCCUGCACACUGCACAAGUGCUACAGGAGCAAGGAAAGAGAGGAAGCAUGUCAGAACCUGGAAAAGAAGAGAAGCCUCUCCUGUAGUUUCUCUUCAGCACACCCUCUACUGACAAAGCUUUACAUCAAGCCAGCUGGCGAAGGAGAGACAUUAUCAAGGUCCAGCUCCAUUAACAAAGCAGGGCAAUGAUGAAGGGUGGAUUUGAUGCUGAAAGGGAAUAAGUUGACAGCUAGCACAAGAACUAAGGAAAGUACCUAGGUCAAUGAUGGUGCCACUUACUGAGAUGGGAAACCAAGGAGGAGUUGUUUGGGUUAAGAUUGAGAAUUCUCUUUGAGUGUGUUAAUUUUGAGAUGCCUAGGAGACACUUAAGUGAAAGUUUUGAUUAUCCAGAUGAAUAUGUAAAUCUGGUGCUCGGAGAGAGGAAGGGACUAUUUCCAACAAAUGGUGCAGGAACAGUUGCAAAUCCCCAUAAAAAAAUCAGAACCUCAACCUACAUAUUGUAUCUUAUAUAAAAAUUAGCUCAGCUUGGAUCAUAGCACUAUAUGAAACUUAAAUUAUGAAACUUCUGGAAGAAAAAAAUGGAUAUAGUCUUUGCAGUAUUGGGCUAGGCAAAUAUUUCUUAGACAGCAUCAAAGCCAUAACAUGUAAAAUAAACUAAUAAAUUUGACUUAGUCAAAGUUUAAAACUUCUAUUCUUUGAAAAACGUUAAGAGAAUGAAAAGAUAAGCUGCAGACUAGUAGAAAAUAUUUGCAAAUUGUAGGCCGGGCGCAGUGGCUCACGCCUGUAAUCCCAGCACUUUGGGAGGCCGAGGCAGGUGGAUCACGAGGUCAGGAUCGAGACCAUCCUGGCUAACACUGUGAAACCCCGUCUUUACUAAAAAUACAAAAAAAUUAGCCGGGCGUGGUGGCGGACACCUGUAGUCCCAGCUACUCGGGAGGCUGAGGCAGGAGAAUGGCAUGAACCCAGGAGGCGGAGCUUGCAGUAAGCCGAGAUUGCGCCACUGCACUCCAGCCUGGAUGACAGAGUGAGACUCUGUCUCAAAAAAAAAAAAAAAAAGGAAAUAUUUGCAAAUUGUAUAUCUGACAAAUAAUUUGUAUCCAAAACUUAAAAAUAAGAAAAUAAAUAACCUAAUGAAAAAUGCAAAAAUUUGAGCAGCCAUUUCACUAAGGAAGAUACCCAGGUGCUCACUGUGCCAGCAUGUAUACUAAAAUUGGAGUGAUACAGAGAUUAGCAUGGCCCGUGCACAAGGAUGACAUGCAAAUGCAUGAAGUGGUCCAUUUCUUUAAAUGAAGAUGCCCAGAUGGCAAAUAAAUACAUGAAAAGUGUUCAACACAAAUAAGCUCUAAGGAAAUGCAAAUCAAAACUAUACUGAGAUAUCACUAUGUACCUAUUAGAAUGGCUGAUUAAACAAAAACUGACAACAUUAAAUGCUGAUGGGGAUGCAGAAGCAACUGGAACGCUCAAAUUUCUGGUGAGAGAAAAAACUGGAAAACAUUUUGACUUGGCAGUUUUUAUAAAAUCAAAUUAAACACAUGCUUAUAAUAUGAUCCAGUAAUCCCACUCCAAGGCAUUUUUCAAAGGGAAAUUUAAAAUUAUGUUCCCACAAAAAUUCAUAUGCACAUAUUGUACUUACCUGAAUCUUCAAUAGAAUGUUGACUAGGAAUGCUGAGAAUGGUGGACAUGUUUUGUUUUUGAACUUAAAAGGGAAACACUCAGUUUUUCAGGGUUAAGUAGAUUAUUAGCUACAGCUUUUUUUGGUAGAUGCUCUUUAUCAGGUUAAGAAAAUACCCAACUAUUCUUAUUUUGCUGAAAGGAAUAGAUGUUGAAUUUUGCUGACGCUUUUUGCACAUCUGUUGAGAUGAUCAUGGUUUUCCUUCUUUAAUGUACUGAUCUGGUGAACUACACUGAUGAUUUUUUAAAAUUAUUAUUUAUUUAUUUAUUUAUUUAUUUAUUUAUUUAUUUAUUUAUUUAGACUGAUUUUCGCUCAUGUUGCCCAGGCUGGAGUGCAGUGAUGUGAUCUUGGCUUACUGCAAGCUCUGCCCGCCGGGUUCCAGUGAUUCCCCUGUCUCAGCCUCCUGAGUAACUGGGAUUACAGGCACCUGCCACCACACCCAGAUAAUUUUUUUGCAUUUUUAGUAGAGAUGGGAUAUCCCCAUGUUGGCCAGGGUGGUCUCAAACUUCUGACCUCAGUUGUUCCACCUGCCUCGGCCUCCCAAAGCGCUGGGAUUACAGGUGUGAGCCACCAGGCUUGGCCAAUUAAUUUUUAUUUGAAAAUUAUUUUGGAUUCAGGGGCUAUAUGUGCAUGUUUGUUACAUGGAUAUAUUGCAUACUGCUGGUGUUCAGGCUUCUAUUGAACUCACACUGAUGGAUUUUUAAAAGUCAAAUUAGCCUUGUAUUCCUGGCAUAAACCCCACUUGAUCAUUAUGUAUUAUGCUUUUUAUAUGUCACUGGAUUUGAUUUACUUACAUUUUGUCAAUAAUUUUUGUGUCUGUGUUCAUGAGGCUCUUGUUCUGUAGUUUUCUUUUCUUGUCAUGCCUUUGACUGGUUUUAGAAUGAUGUAAUGUUGGCUUUAUGAAGUGAUUUGGGAAAUAUUCCCUCUUCUAUUUUCUGGUAGAGUUUGUGUAGAAUUGGUAUAUAUUUCUUAAAAGUUUGGUUGAGUUUAUCAUUGAAUUGAUCUGGUCCUUAUUUUUCUAUAUUGGCAGUGUCUUGGUGAGAUUUGGGGCUUUAGAAUCAAGCAACCCCAGAUUAAUAUCUCACUUUGUUAAUUUCUCCCUGUGAGACAUUGGGCAAGUCACACAUUCUCUUUGAGCCUAUUUCCUCAUCUAUCAAAUGGGUAAUUGUGAUAAUUAAAUAAUAAUAUACAUCAUUUAUUCAAUACUCUACUACA